This is a messenger RNA of Galleria mellonella (greater wax moth), 1914 nucleotides long. It is a transcript of the gene Ttc26, whose product is annotated as intraflagellar transport protein 56. Lineage: Eukaryota; Metazoa; Arthropoda; Insecta; Lepidoptera; Pyralidae. The record is from RefSeq and is a predicted model, not a curated record. The coding region runs from base 90 to 1817 and encodes 575 amino acids. Gene Ontology annotation, cellular component: intraciliary transport particle B; ciliary basal body; ciliary base. Gene Ontology annotation, biological process: intraciliary transport involved in cilium assembly; intraciliary anterograde transport. Gene Ontology annotation, molecular function: protein binding; intraciliary transport particle B binding. The transcript has 14 exons.
UGGUAACGCGUUUUUAGUAAACAGAAGUCUAGAGCUGCAUAUAAUAUUUUAGGAAAAUUGCAAUAUUUUUUUAAUUAUUUUUAAUAACUAUGAUUCUGUCGCGUUCAAAACCGGCGACGGACAGCCGUGGCAGUACUGGCAGUAGCUCUGCUAAAAAGAACUUCCCCGAGCUGGAAGAUUUCAUACUGAAGAGGGAUUAUGUUGGAGCACUCACCAUGCUCGAGUUUCUCAAACACGAAGGCAACACAGAGAUAUGGGCGGAGGUGUGGGCGGCGUGGUGCUGGUUCCACUUGGGGGAAUAUAGGCAAGCGCUGGAGACCUACGAGCGGGUCAAGGGCCUCGGCAACUUGGACUCAAGGGUCGCGGACAACAUAGCUAUGGACCUAGCCGUGUGCUAUUUUUACUUAGGUAUGUAUAAGGAGUCCCAGCAAGCGGUAGAAGAAGCACCGAAAUGUGCAUUGAAGACGCGGCUGCAAUUCCACCUGUCACACAAGCUGGGCGACGAGGAUUCCCUGAUGCGCGCCCACGCAGCCCUUCGCGACGUACCCGAAGACCAGCUCAGCCUGGCCUCGGUUCAUUACCUGCGCGCCCACUACCAAGAAGCUAUAGACGUUUACAAGAAACUCUUAUUGGAUAGACGAUACAAAAGAUAUGAACGAAACGACAUGGAUUGGAUUAAAAUUUUAUGUCACACUUCAGGUACAUACAUGGCCCUGAACGUGUACGUAGCACUGUGCUACUACAAGCUAGAUUACUACGACGUGUCGCAGGAGGUGCUCGGGGUGUACCUCGCACAACACCCCACUUCCACCGUCGCUGGCAACUUGAAGGCGUGCAACUUGUUCAGAUUGUACAAUGGCAAAGCAGCAGAAAACGAACUGAAACAAAUAUCGUCUGAACAGCACACAUUCGGUCAGGACUUGGUCAAACACAAUCUAGUCGUGUUCAGGAAUGGAGAAGGAGCUUUGAAGGUGUUGCCCGAAAUGGUGGACGUGGUGCCCGAGGCACGCCUCAACUUAGCCGGCUACAGGCUGCGGACACGGGAACCUCUGGAAGCUCGAGCACUGCUCGAACCACUACAGCCCACUUCACCGCUCCACUACAUACUGAGGGCCGUCGUCGCCGUGCGUCUCUACAACGACACCGGGGAUGAAGAACAGAUGAAACUGGCACAGCAGAGCUUCCACCUGGUGGGUAGUUCCGCGUCGGAAUGUGACACGAUACCUGGCCGCCAGUGCAUGGCGUCCUCGUACUUCCUCGCGUCGCAGUUUGAGGAGGUGCUCGUCUACCUCAACUCCAUCAAGAGUUUCUUCGUUAACGACGAUACGUUCAACUUCAAUUAUGCACAGGCCAAAGUAGCAACGGGUUUCUAUCGCGAAGCAGAAGAAUGUCUCCUAGGCAUUCAGGAUGAGAGUAUCCGCGGCUCCUUCACAUACUUGGCAUGCCUGUGCCGGUGCCACGUUAUGAACAAGGACGCGCAUCUCGCUUGGGAGAUUUGUGUGAAGACGGCCGGUACUCCGGACAGCUUCGCGUUGCUGCAACUAGUGGCGAAUGACAGCUACCGCAUGGGACAGUUCCUGGUGGCUGCUAAGGCGUUUCACAUGUUAGACAGACUUGACGGUGGGCCGGAGAUGUGGGAGGGCCUACGCGGCGCAGCUUGCGGGUGUGCCCAAGCGGCUGCAGCAGGAAAGCCGCGCGCCGCCGCCGACCUCGCCGAUGCGCUUGCGCUGCUCAAAGGUCCCCGAGCUCAUCCGAGGGCGGAUCACAUAGUCCGGCCGAUAGUGAAGUGGGCACAGCAAAAUCGGAUACCUAUCUGAUUUCAAGGUAUUCUAUGAUGUCAAUCUCUAGAGUCAGUUAUAGACAUAACACACAACAACUUAGGAUUAUUUUUUGUAAUAAAGUUUUAAAAAUAGA